AUAGUUCUUGGCAGGUUACCCUUUUCCUUUCCAGCUAAGAACAGAAUAGCAAUGGACACUGGAUAGUAACACAAGCAUUGCCAUUGCAUUGCAUUGGGACAGAGCAGGCUCAAUCAUCAUCCAUGCCAAGUGGGUGAUCCUCUUGAUUGGAAUGGGGAAUCCUGCCACCAAUUCCUCCCUGUCAUUUGUCUCGCCCCUUAUCGAUUUCAGCAACCCAUCCUAAUUCAGAAACAGAAAAAAAAAAGAGAAGAUUGCAGCUCGCGAUCCAUCAGUGCCUAUAUAUACUGGACGCCCUCCGGUGCGACGUGCUCGUGCUCGUCCAGCUCCGUAACCACCGGACAGAGCAGAGCACGCGCCAUGAGGACCACCACCAGGACCGUGCUGCCGCUCCUGGCGCUGGCAGCGCCGCUCUGCCUCGCGCUGCUGCUCCCCGGCGCGGCCGCGGCCAGCAAGGCCCGGCCGCGGCAGGGUGACUACCUGAACCGCCUGCGCGGGUCGCCGGCGUCCGGGCGCCAGUCGUGGCAGGCCGAGUCGUCGCUGGCGGUCGCGCCGCCGUCGGGCAGAGCGCAGCGGCACGCGGCGCCGGUGGGGGUGGGGCGCAAGGAGGACGACCGCGUGGACCGGCUGCCGGGGCAGCCCGAGGGCGUGGACUUCGCGCAGUACGCCGGGUACGUGACGGUGGACGCCGCGGCCGGGCGCGCGCUGUUCUACUACCUCGCCGAGGCCGCCGGCAACGUUUCCGCGGCGUCCAGGCCGCUCCUCCUCUGGCUGAACGGCGGCCCCGGGUGCUCGUCGCUGGGGUACGGCGCCAUGGAGGAGCUGGGCCCGUUCCGCGUGAAGAGCGACGGCAAGACGCUGUACCGGAACCCGUACGCGUGGAACAACGCGGCGAACGUGCUGUUCCUGGAGAGCCCCGCCGGCGUGGGGUUCUCCUACUCCAACACGACGGCGGACUACAGCCGGAGCGGCGACAACAAGACCGCCGAGGACGCGCUCCUGUUCCUGCUCAACUGGAUGGAGAAGUUCCCCGAGUACAAGGGCCGCGACUUCUACCUCGCCGGCGAGAGCUACGCCGGCCACUACGUCCCCCAGCUCGCCCACGCCAUCCUCCGCCACGCCGCCAAGGCCUCGUCGCCGAUCAACCUCAAGGGCAUCAUGAUCGGGAACGCGGUGAUCAACGACGGGACGGACACCAAGGGCAUGUACGACUUCUUCUGGACGCACGCGCUCAUCUCCGACGAGGCGGCGGACGGCAUCAGCAGGUACUGCAACUUCAGCGCCGGCGCGGCGGACUCGGACAAGUGCGACGCGGCGACGACGGAGGCCAACGAGGCGCUGCAGGACAUCGACAUCUACAACAUCUACGCGCCCAACUGCCAGUCCGCCGGCCUCGUCACGCCGCCGGUCACCGCCUCGAUCGAGAGCUUUGAUCCGUGCACGGAUUAUUACGUGGAGGCCUACCUCAACGACCCGGACGUGCAGAGGGCGCUCCACGCCAACGUCACCCGCCUCGACCACCCCUGGUCGGCCUGCAGUGACGUCUUGAGACGCUGGACAGACAGCGCCACAACGGUCUUGCCUAUCAUCACGGAGCUCCUGAGCAACAACAUCAGGGUCUGGGUGUACAGCGGUGACACCGAUGGGAGAGUGCCGGUCACUUCCAGCAGAUACUCUGUGAACCAGCUCCAGCUCCCAGUUGCUGCUAAAUGGAGGCCAUGGUUCAGCAGCACUCAGGGUGCUGGAGAGGUGGGUGGCUACGUCGUGCAGUACAAGGGCAAGGAGAAGGGCAGCCUCAGCCUGGCAACCGUGCGAGGAGCCGGCCAUGAGGUCCCCAGCUACCAGCCGAAGCGGGCGCUUGUGCUCGUUCAGAGUUUCCUUGCAGGCAAAGCGCUCCCUGACUGCAAGAAAUGCGAACAGUCUUAGCAUUCUGAAGUAUAAAGAGUGCAUCAGCAGCAACACGAUAUGUAUCCAUUCCAUUCAGCAUUGAGAGAAGAAAGCGAAAACGAAUCAUGUUAGAAGAUAGAAAUAUACCCACCUCCUAGAUCAUGUAACUGCAGGUCUGCAAAGACUUAUAUACUCACAUAGAGAAAUCUCUACACGAAUGAAACCUACCAAAUCUGAAAAGUAACCACCAGAAAGUUAUGCUGCAAAA
Panicum hallii is the source of this 2152-nucleotide messenger RNA. Its product is annotated as serine carboxypeptidase II-3-like. Gene Ontology annotation, molecular function: serine-type carboxypeptidase activity. Gene Ontology annotation, biological process: proteolysis. The transcript is spliced from 6 exons. The record is from RefSeq and is a predicted model, not a curated record. Gene Ontology annotation, cellular component: vacuole. The coding region runs from base 358 to 1923 and encodes 521 amino acids. Lineage: Eukaryota; Viridiplantae; Streptophyta; Magnoliopsida; Poales; Poaceae.